Messenger RNA from Aspergillus fischeri NRRL 181, 420 nucleotides. RefSeq lists its product as uncharacterized. The transcript has a single exon. The coding region runs from base 1 to 420 and encodes 139 amino acids. The record is from RefSeq and is a predicted model, not a curated record. NCBI's taxonomy places the organism in Eukaryota, Fungi, Ascomycota, Eurotiomycetes, Eurotiales, Aspergillaceae.
AUGGCCCUACUACGGGACGAAGAAGUGACCAUCGAUCAAAGCAACAGAAAGCGGAAGAAAAAGGACCACGGGCACAAGACGGGCGAGAGCGCACUGCUCAAAGAGGCGGCGCAUUACAUGAGUUUCUUCCAGCGGGCCGGUUUCCGGUAUGACAUCGGGACGCUGUGGCCUGUCUCGGAUAGUUCGAGUGUGGAGGUGGCGCGGAUUGUCUAUCAGAUGCUUGUGGAGGAGGGGAUGGUCGAUGGUGCAGUGGCGAGGGCGCUUCAUCUGGCGACACGGACGCUUCGCGAUGCAUCUAACAGUGGGAUGCUAGCUGUAUCAGGGGAGAGAGAUCCGAAGCAAUCGAGCAGCAGAAACAAGAAAUCAGCCUGUCGUAAUCGCGAGUUUGGAUGGGUCCCGUAUUUUCAUUAUGGCAUUUGA